Messenger RNA from Thamnophis sirtalis, 3133 nucleotides. Lineage: Eukaryota; Metazoa; Chordata; Lepidosauria; Squamata; Natricidae. The record is from RefSeq and is a predicted model, not a curated record.
CUGGGCUGGCCAGCCACUUUCACUGCCCCAGAGCAGCCUCUGAGACCCCCCUGAGACCUGCAAUGGAGCCAAUGGAGUUUGUGGCCAUGGUGUGCUUGACCGGUAGCCCAGCCCCUCCCCACCAGGACCUGCCUGCAGCUAUGGCUGGGCACCUGAGGGCUCUUCUUUUCUUCCCAGAUCCGGCAUUUCUUUCUGAGUAUUUUUCCCAGAGCUCACAGACGCUGUCCUUCUACCGCUGGUAUGGGAGUGCCAGGAUUUUCCGUUUCCGUGUCCCAGAGGACACAGUGCUGCUGCGGUGGCUUCUGCAGGCUUCCAGAGACAAAGGGCCUGGAUGUGGCAAGACUCAGGUCACCUUCCACAUCCGCUAUGGUGCCCCGCCUGUCAUCAACCCCCUGGGCACAGAGUUUCCCGUGAACACAAGCCUCCCUCCGUCCUUCAGCCAGACUCUGACCUUGGACGCUGCCCAGCAGAAUAGCACUUUUGUUAACCUCACUAACCCGGCUGCUGGGGACUGGUUUCUCGCUGCCCACCUGCCUGCAGCAUCAAGCAGGAUUGAGGUGAAGGGAUUCUCUGGGUCUUGCAGCUACACCUUCCAGCCUGACGUGUUUCUGCUGCGCCAGGUGGACGUUGUAGUCCUUGAGCCUGAUGUACCUGUCCAACGGGUUCUGUCCAAGGGGGCUAGUAGGCCACUUCAUGCCAAGAUCUUUGUCCCCGAGUACACCGCUGGGAUGCGCUUUGAGCUGGGGAAGUGCAUGGAGAACGGCUCUGCUGCGUCUUGUGCCCUCCGGGUCACCUUGGGUUCGGCUGUGCUCUCUUGGUCUUCCCAGAAGGUGCUUCGCUGCCUGGAGGCCUGCAGCAUCUUUUUGCCUUCCCCACCAUGGGGAAGGUGGCUUUGGAUCACAGUGGAGAGCCUUGGUGGUGCCAGCGCCAGCGUGUCCUUUCAGAUGGUGGUGUUCUUCAUAGCAUGCAACCCAGGAGAUGCGGCCUCCUUCCUUGGCUUCUACCAGAGGUUGAAGCAGAACCAGGGGAUGCCGACGCCAGGAGGCCACCUCAACAGAACACUGCUUGCCAUGGGCGGCAGCCACAAUGCCUCUGGCCCAGGAAACGCCUGCCUGCGUGGCCAGCCGGUUGCCCGCGAGGACCUGGACGUUGUUUCUGUGCGUUUCCGCAUUCUUGGAGAUUCCACUGUGCCCGUUCGGAGCGAUAUUCCCACUCUGCUGUUCCUUAACCUGAACUCCGGCAUGGACAGUGGAGGGAACCUGGUGCUGAACCUGAUGCUGAACCAGACUUCCGUGGGCCUUGGAAACGCCACUGUGUUGGCCUGCUUGAGCCCCACAUCUCCUGCACUUUUCCUGAAUGGCUCCUGGGGCUGCUGGACAGCCUUCGCCCAGGGCUACCUCCUGAACGUGAGCAUGUCCUCCAGGGAAGCUGCAGUCAUUGUCCCUUACCCACAGUCUGACAGCUGGUAUCUGUCCCUGAAGCUGCUCUGCCCAAAGGAAUCAGAAGACUGUGAUCUGGCCCAAGGCCAGGUAGCCGUGCUUGCCUACCUCACCCCCUGCUUUGAUGAUUGUGGGACCUACGGACAGUGCAGCCUCAUCAGGCGCCACGGUUACCUCUACACAGGCUGCAUCUGCAAGGCUGGUUGGGCUGGCUGGAGCUGCACAGAUAGAAGCAAGGCCCAGUCUGUAGGCACCCAGAUCUUGGCCACCCUCUUGCUCACCCUCAGCAACCUGUUCUUCCUGCCUGCAAUCACUGUGGCCCUUUACCACUAUCACCUAGUUGAGGCCUCCGUUUAUACCUUCACCAUGUUCUUUUCCACAUUCUACCACGCCUGUGACCAGCCUGGCAUUGCUGUAAUGUGCAUUAUGGAUUACGAUACGUUGCAGUUCUGUGACUUUCUGGGCUCUGUUGUCUCCAUCUGGGUGACCAUUCUCUGCAUGGCACAGGUCGAGAAGACCCUGAAAAAUGUCCUCUGUGUGCUGGGGACUCUGGUCAUUGCAAUGUCACUGCAGCUGGACCGCAGGGGUGUGUGGAAUAUGAUGGGACCCUGUCUCUUUGCCCUCACCAUCAUGGCCAGCAUUUGGGUCUAUCGUGGAAUCUCCCGGCGCCGCUGCUACCCUCCGUCUUGGAAGCGCUGGGCCUUUUUCCUCUUCCCCGGGACCAGCUUGGCCCUCGUGGCCAUAGCAGUAUACACCUUCCUGGAAACCACCGAAAAUUACUAUUACACCCACAGCAUCUGGCACGUCCUGGUGGCGAGCAGCGUGGCCUUCCUCCUUCUUCCUGGAGAUAAGCAGAAAGACCCAUGGGCCUGGUCCCGUAAACUGCUGUGCCGUUACCAAAUCUGUAGGAAUGACCAGGAGGAACUCUACACAGUGCGGUGACUGGAAAAGGAGGAGCUGAUGCAGCCAGACUCCCUCCCAAUGGGAAUCACUUAAUUUGGCUGGAGGAAUGUGAACACCCCCCCCCCUCCAUCCCUCCUGCUGUGCUGGAUAAAAAUGAAGGCAUCCAGGCAAUCUGGCUGGAGAGGAAGCUGCCUGACAGAGCCAGGGCCUUUCUGAAUCUUGGGAAAUGUGGCUUCAUCUUGUGGCAGCCUUGGGAAUAAUGCGCAGCAAGGAAAUAGAUGCUUCUGCAGCCAAGAAAAUGGCUGGGGACUGAGGCAAUUCAGGGGGACUGAAGGCAGGAGCCUCCAAGCCCCACUGCUCCUGCCCUGUAUCCACCACCUUGCCUGCACAGGCAGGACCAUUGGCCCAUGAAAUCAGCCAGGAAGGGGCUGUCACGCAUUCCGGAUUGGCUUGUUCGAACUUGGGUAUGAAGAGCACUUUAUCGGGACACGAAGACUCCUGGCAUCUUCUUUUUUCAAAUACAAAUCCACUUCCUGGGCAGGGGCAGGGCAGCCAACGUAGGAAUCCUUGGCCAAGGCUGGUCCAGGACCAGGUCACAUUUUCUCUGUGCUUGUGUGUGUCGUUCGCCUGUCCUUGCAUUAACCUGCACUGAAAAGAGCCUUGAUUCAGGGUUGAUGUGCAAUCACUGCAGCGGAUAAAGAAGGCUCAACUUGAUUCUAAAUUAAAGAUGCAAACACGGAUGUAGCAUUGUCUCAGGAAAAGCUUUAGCAACUGCAUAUUCCAUUAUUCAU